AGUAGCAAUAUCAUAAGAGAUUAGAUGACGUCACAGCGGGGCCGAAUUUUUGUGACGAGUUUUUUAGCGCGUAUUUUCCAGUGUUUGCUCUUCUGCUCUGCACCAACUCAACAUCUCACAAAGUGUACAGGACAGCAAUCAACAGUUGUAGCCCGCAAAACGACAACAACAUUUACAAGUGGCUUUCUUGCAAAAGAAGCCCGGUUUGCUCGAAACAUUGCCACUGAGCUUUGCUUCACACAAGAGCCUUCCGAAAGUCUGGGGUACGACUCAAACUGCCCCUGAU
This is a messenger RNA of Zychaea mexicana, 286 nucleotides long. RefSeq lists its product as uncharacterized. Bases 25 to 285 code for a protein of 86 amino acids. The record is from RefSeq and is a predicted model, not a curated record. NCBI's taxonomy places the organism in Eukaryota, Fungi, Mucoromycota, Mucoromycetes, Mucorales, Lichtheimiaceae. The transcript is spliced from 2 exons.